Molecule: messenger RNA, 1443 nt
Organism: Opisthocomus hoazin
Lineage: Eukaryota; Metazoa; Chordata; Aves; Opisthocomiformes; Opisthocomidae
Gene: ASIC5
Product: acid sensing ion channel subunit family member 5
Biological process (GO): sodium ion transmembrane transport
Cellular component (GO): plasma membrane
Molecular function (GO): ligand-gated sodium channel activity
Source: RefSeq, a predicted model, not a curated record
AUGGACCAGCUUGGGAGAUUCAUUCAACUGGAUGCUAAAGGAAUAUUGAAAAAGAUACGAUUGUACUUAACAAAGAAACUGCUGGAAGACAGAAGGAAGUAUCAUCAGGAGUUUGCCUCAUCCACCUCAUUUCAUGGAGUGCAAAAUAUUGUCCAAACACGGAGCAAGACUCGCAAAGUGCUGUGGUUGUUAGUCGUGGUGGGCUGUCUUGCCGUUGUUAUCUGGCAAAUCUGCAGUCGCUUCAUCUACUACUUCAGCUGGCCAACCACAACCACGGUGGUGGUGCAGUAUAUGGAAAAUGUCAAAUUCCCUGCUGUGACUUUUUGCAACUUGAACAGGUUUCAAGCUCACGCAGUAAGCAACCUCAAAAUCAUUUUUUUCAUUUGGAACAUGGUUUAUGGAGCUCUCCCAAAAUUUCCUAUGGAAGAUAAAUAUUCUCAAGAGCUAAAUGAUUUCCUUCUUGGGAACCAGAACUUCAGCAUCAAAGAGUUUACAAGGAAAAAUGGGUUUUAUCUGAACAGCAGCACAUUGAUAGAAUGUGAAUUUUUUGGAAAGCCAUGUUACCCCCAGGAUUUUGAACAUGUUUUCACUGAAUAUGGAAAUUGCUUUACUUUUAAUCAUAAUGAUCUUCCAGCAAGAAGAGUGAGCUUGUCUGGAAGAGGCUUACAUUUACUUUUCGAUGUCCAACAGGAACAAUUCACUGAUGAACCUGCUCUUGGUUAUACUGAUGCUGGUAUAACUUUUGUAAUCCAUUCACCCAAAGAGCUUCCACGCUUUGAUGGUUUAGGUUUACUAACACCAGUCGGAAUGCAUGCACAGGUCGCAAUGCGCCAGCUGAAGUCAAUUAUCCAAGAAUACCCAUGGGGAGAGUGCAAGCCUGACAUAAAGCUUCAGUGCCGUGGCUGUUUGCCAUUCAUCCUUCCAGGAAAUGGAACAGAAUGUGAUUUGCUGAAGUUUUACAAUUGUGUUUAUCCUGCAGUCUAUGAUAUAGAGAUAAAAGGAUUAUGUACAGUAGGAACUCACAAUUCCACCUGCCCUGCCCCAUGUGAAGAAACAGAUUAUCCUACCACUGUCACAUAUUCAAGUUUUGGAGGAGAAAAAGCCAUAAAAUACUUUUCUGCAAACCUGAACAAAAGCCCAGAAUACAUUAGGCAGAACCUUGUGUGUAUUGACAUUAAAUAUCAUGAUCUGAGCUACAAAAUAACACAGCAGCAGAAGGCCUUGACUAUAUCUGAGUUGCUUGCUGAUGUAGGUGGCCAGCUUGGAUUGUUUUGUGGCGCCAGUAUGAUUACAAUCAUAGAACUGCUGGAGUAUGUUUUUACUAACUUCUGUUGGAUGUGCAUCUUUCUUCUAUUGAAAGCUCCUGAAAUGCCUCAAUGGAAUAAUCCAUCCCAGAACCAGCCAAAACACAAGGACAAAAAGAUGGGAAUACAAGAAUGUUAG